AAAAACUAACAUCCCCACGAGGAGAUAGUACGUUCCACAGUGCGUUCAUUGACGGUACACCAGUCAAACAGCAUCAUUUCACUGAGACAUGCUGCGCGUAAGAACGGCUCUCUGCCAGUCUUGGAGGGGGUUCAAAACCUUUCCUUGUGCAGCUGUUGAGGUGAAGAAUGAGCCCAUUCUGGGAUUCAAGGAAGGCAGUGCAGAGAGGAAAGAGCUCCUGAAGGCCUUGAGUGAUCUGAAAGGGAAGACCGAGGAGAUCCCCUGUGUGAUUGGAGAUGAACAUGUGUGGACCAAAGACAUUAGAUAUCAGUUAUCCCCCUUCAAUCAUUCACAUAAGCUGGCCAAGUUCUGCUAUGCUGACAAGGAGCUCAUCAACAAAGCCAUCCUGGCGUCUGUGGCAGCAAGGAGAGAGUGGGACCUGAAGCCUGUUCAGGACAGAGCCCAGAUUCUCUUCAAGGCGGCUGAUGUCAUCAGCGGACCCAAGAGAGCAGAAAUCCUCGCCAAGACCAUGAUUGGACAGGGUAAGACAGUCAUACAGGCAGAGAUUGAUGCUGCUGCAGAGCUGAUUGACUUCUUCAGAUUCAAUGCCAAACAUGCUGUUGAGCUGGAGGGGCAGCAGCCAUUAGACGCAGAAAGCAGCACCAACACUAUGCUCUAUCGUGGACUGGAGGGUUUUGUAGCAGCCGUCGCCCCUUUUAACUUUACUGCUAUUGGUGGAAAUCUGGCAGGUACCCCAGCUCUGAUGGGUAAUGUAGUACUCUGGAAGCCUAGCGACACUGCCAUGUCUGCUAGCUACGCUGUUUACAAAGUCCUACGUGAGUGUGGUCUGCCCCCCAACAUCAUCCAGUUUUUGCCGGCUGAUGGGCCAGUGUUUGGCGACGCUAUCACCUCCUCUCAACACUUAGCAGGCAUCAACUUCACUGGCAGUGUGCCGACAUUCAAGCGUCUAUGGAAACAGGUAGCCCAGAACCUGGACAUCUACAGGAACUUUCCUCGGGUGGCAGGAGAGUGCGGUGGGAAGAACUUUCACUUUGUUCACAAGUCUGCAGAUGUUGAAAGUGUGGUGACAGGGACCAUUCGCUCAGCAUUUGAGUAUGGAGGCCAGAAGUGCUCCGCCUGCUCCAGGAUGUAUGUACCAGACACCAUGUGGCCGCAGAUUAAACAGGAACUCCUGGCCAUACACAAAAACAUCAAAGUUGGAGAUCCUGUGGAAGACUUUAACACCUUUUUCUCUGCUGUGAUAGAUGAUAAGUCCUUUGGUCGUAUAAAGAAGUGGCUUGAUCAUGCCAAGUCCUCCCCAAAUUUGACUGUCAUUGCUGGGGGCAAAUGUGAUGACAAGAAAGGCUAUUUUGUGGAGCCUACUAUCAUCGAGACCAAAGACCCACAGGACACUAUCAUGAACGAGGAAAUCUUUGGACCUGUUCUGUCUGUCUAUGUUUACCCUGAGAAAAAUUACAAAGAGGUGCUGCACCUGAUAGACAACACGUCGCCAUAUGCCCUGACAGGGGCUGUAUUUGCUCAAGACAAGAGCGUUAUUGAUGAGGCAGCCAAGGCCUUAAGGAACGCUGCAGGGAACUACUAUGUGAAUGACAAAUCCACCGGCUCCAUUGUUGCCCAGCAGCCAUUUGGUGGCGCCAGAGCCUCAGGAACCAAUGACAAACCUGGAGGUCCACACUACGUUCUGAGAUGGACAUCGCCACAGGUGGUCAAACAGACCCACGUCCCACUCAAAGAAUGGAAGUACCCCUACAUGGGUUGAGAAGGAAUGACGCACUGCAGCCCAGUCCAGCCCAGGCCCUCCAUCAGUUUUUUCCCCACACACUGAAGACCCAUAGACCUCCUCUCUGUGAAAGUAAUGAUGUGCAAGUGAAAUGGAGAGAAAUCAUCUCCUCGUCUGUAUCCAAGUUCGGCCGUGCCCUGCCUCCCUCUGAGAAAAACUUGCACUGAACCUAGACAUGCACAAAGAAUGUGAUUUCUGAAAGAGGAUCAGUUCAACAGCGCCCCUUGGUGGCACUAAAUUUCAGCAGAUUUGACUGCUGGCUCAGCGAGGAGUAGUGUGGCAGGGCUCCAUCCUUGGAUCCCCAGACUAUCAAAGUGACACAACAGCAGCCUGAUGUUUGGUGCUGCCGUGCACAUUUAGCUUACAUAUCUGCAUAGUUUAUCUGAGUUUGACCACUGGUACUUUCACAAUUGGAGAGCCCUGAGGUUUUAGCUCUGUUACAUGUGUGAUGUCAGGAAUCUGUGAAAUCAGAGACAAAGUCAGUGGGUUGGAGUUUUCAUUCAGGGAUAUUGGUAUUCAAAGUUAGCAAAUUUUUUUUUUAAUCCAAACCAAAAUUAAAUCAUAUUUUAGGGCACUACUAAACUAGAACUUGGCUAGUGUUACACUUAGAGUUUAUAUUCAAUGUUUAUCUCAAAGAGCACAUAUGAUUUUAUCUGUUUAACUAAAUGCUUUUCAUGUCUCAUUCUUGUUCUUGUAACAAUGAAAUAUUUUUCUAAUUUUAUUGUUGUUGCUAAUACUUUUAAAAUAUUCAUAAAAGAGGAAACAAUGGGAAAAUAUUUUCUCAUGCGUCCUCAUAGUGUUAGAGUGAAAUUCUUAUUCCUCUGGACAUUUUGUACUGAAAGCCCGACGCUUACAUGGCGUGAAACAAACCAGGGUCAAAAAGUAAUUCUUCACAUGUUCUAAUCUCUUGGAUUGCUGGAUGAAUGGGGAUUACUAUCUUGACACCUUGUAGACUGUUACAUCAAGUAAGUCAGAAAUGUACACCAAUUUGAUGUGUAAAUGCUGUUUGUGCUGCAAUUUAUUUGACAGUCUUCACCUAUCUGGAACUUCAUUAAAACACACAAGUAGGAUGAUUUACAAAUACUAUUUGAUUAAGGUCUGCUACAGGCUUGAAAGCUGGGUGCAAAUAACUUUGUUCACUAAUUCAAUCAUGCUCUACGUGCUGAUGCUAAUGUUUACCCCUUAAUUCAUACACAUAAUCUAUGUCAUUUCAUUUGUGAGAUGAUUAAAGAGUAUUACACUUUUAAAGUGUUAAUUACGUCCAUAGUGAGUUAACCCCCUGCUUCUGUAUUAAACAGUUAAGGGGGGUACUGUAUAUUUUAUGGAAAGUAUUUUGUAUUUUUAUCUCCUGCUGUCCUAUAACAAAUGCAACUGAUUUACAAUAUCCAUAAUGUGCCUGCAUUAGCUCCACUGUAAAUUGAUUUAGGUAACAAAUUUUUGACAUUAGAAAUUAAAUUAUUAUCAACAUUU
Messenger RNA from Myripristis murdjan (pinecone soldierfish), 3250 nucleotides. It is a transcript of the gene aldh4a1, whose product is annotated as aldehyde dehydrogenase 4 family, member A1. Bases 89 to 1759 code for a protein of 556 amino acids. The transcript is spliced from 16 exons. Gene Ontology annotation, molecular function: L-glutamate gamma-semialdehyde dehydrogenase (NAD+) activity. NCBI's taxonomy places the organism in Eukaryota, Metazoa, Chordata, Actinopteri, Holocentriformes, Holocentridae. The record is from RefSeq and is a predicted model, not a curated record.